AUGUCUUUUGAAGAAAUCAAGGCAGCAAAAAUAGUAUGCCUGCGGAACGCACAGGUGUGCUUUGGAGAUGACAGAAGGCUUAUACAAAAGGAUCAACCACUGCAAAAAAGGUCGCAGUUAUUCAAGCUAACCCCGUACAUUGGACAGGAUGGUCUGCUACGAGUUGGAGGCCGUUUGAGGCAAUCUCAAUUACCAGAAGAAGUCAAACACCCGAUAUUACUUCCUAAGGCACACCACAUUACGAAGCUAAUCCUGGAACACGAGCACUGGGUAAACUUACAUCCAGGCACAUCUGCACUGUUUGUAAUAGUUCGCCAACGAUAUUGGAUAAUUGGAGCACGCAACCUGAUAAGAAAAGUCACCCACAACUGUAUCAGAUGCUUUCGUCACAGACACCAUACUACGCAUCAACUCAUGUCCGACUUGCCAAGUAUCAGAAUCACACAAUCACUUCCCUUUGUCAAUUCUGGAUGUGAUUAUGCUGGACCAAUUACUCUCAAGGAUCGAAAGGGUCGCAACGCUAAGAAGUCAAAGGGAUACAUAUGCCUCUUCGUGUGCCUCGUCACCUCGGCACUACACCUGGAACUAGCCACUGAUCUCAGCACGGAGACAUUUCUGGCAGCUCUGAGAAGAUUCAUGUUGCUCCGAGGAAAAUGUGCACAAAUCUACAGUAUGGCAGGAACUUUGUCGGAGCAAGGCGACCAUUGGAAGAGAUGCUACAACUCCUGGCAUCUUCACAGCAUAAGGAUCGAGUCCCGCAGACAUUGGCAGAUGAAGACAUUAAAUGGGUCUUCAUUCCACCGUACGCACCUCACUGGGAAGUAA
Drosophila ananassae is the source of this 825-nucleotide messenger RNA. RefSeq lists its product as uncharacterized. The record is from RefSeq and is a predicted model, not a curated record. NCBI's taxonomy places the organism in Eukaryota, Metazoa, Arthropoda, Insecta, Diptera, Drosophilidae. Gene Ontology annotation, molecular function: nucleic acid binding. The transcript has a single exon. The coding region runs from base 1 to 825 and encodes 274 amino acids.